Molecule: messenger RNA, 1076 nt
Organism: Pseudopipra pipra
Lineage: Eukaryota; Metazoa; Chordata; Aves; Passeriformes; Pipridae
Gene: EMC7
Product: ER membrane protein complex subunit 7
Exons: 5
Coding region: 16-792 (258 amino acids)
Cellular component (GO): EMC complex
Molecular function (GO): carbohydrate binding
Source: RefSeq, a predicted model, not a curated record
GGGCGCAGGCGCGCGAUGGGGGCGCGGGCAGCGAUGGCGGCGCGGAGCGGGAGCGGGGCCGGGGCUGGGAGCGGGGCCGGGGCGCUGUGCCUGGCGCUCCUCUGGCUGUCGGUCGCGCCGCUGCCUCGCGGCGCCUGCGGCUCGGAGCUCCUCGGGCCGGCGGAGGUGCCAGGCGGCGCGGGCCCCGGGGAGCGGUUUAAGAUCGAGGGCCGGGCCGUGGUGCCUGGAGUGAAGCCCCAGGACUGGAUCGCGGGGGCCCGGGUGCUGGUGGACGGGGAGGAGCACGUCGGCUUCCUGAAGACAGAUGGAAGUUUUGUGGUUCAUGAUGUACCUUCAGGAUCUUAUGUAGUGGAAGUUAUAUCCCCUGCUCAUAAAUUUGAGCCUGUGCGAGUUGACAUAACUUCAAAAGGCAAAAUGAGAGCAAGAUACGUGAAUUACAUCAAACCCUCUGAAGUUGUCAGGCUGCCAUACCCACUGCAGAUGAAAUCUUCUGGACCACCUUCAUACUUUAUAAAGAGAGAAUCUUGGGGAUGGACAGAUUUCCUCAUGAACCCUAUGGUGAUGAUGAUGGUUCUUCCGUUACUGAUAUUUGUGCUUUUACCUAAAGUUGUCAACACCAGUGAUCCUGAUAUGAGGCGGGAAAUGGAGCAAUCAAUGAACAUGCUGAAUUCCAACCAUGAGCUGCCAGAUGUGUCUGAAUUCAUGACAAGACUUUUCUCUUCAAAAUCUUCCAGCAAGUCUGGUGGUAGCAGCAGUAAAGCAGGGAAAAGUAGUUCUGGAAAAAGGAGGUAGUUGAGUCUUCAGUUUGCACAACUGUUUGUUAUGUGCUGUCGUGUUUAUUUGUCCUGAAAGAUCAAAAAGCCACUACUGUAAACUUUAACCAGGCAGAAAAUCAGUAUGCUACAAUUGUAGUUUGUAGCUUUUUUUUAGACUGUUAUAAGCUGUUUUGUACUUGACAGUAAGCAAAAGAGGACAUGGCUUCAAUACUGUAUCUGUAUAAAGUUACUGGUUAUACUGAAUUAACUAUAUUGUUCUGUAGAGAAUUAAAAUAAAUUAUAUGAUGUGCUUCACAGUAA